Molecule: messenger RNA, 564 nt
Organism: Nematocida parisii ERTm1
Lineage: Eukaryota; Fungi; Microsporidia
Exons: 1
Coding region: 1-564 (187 amino acids)
Source: RefSeq, a predicted model, not a curated record
AUGACUGUAUUAGUUGAUACAUAUGGAAUUCCCGCACACAUAAUCAUGUCACAGAUAUACAAAGCCACGUGUUACGAGGUCCGAAUAGAAGAAGUGCUAGGAAGGUCCUAUAAUGCACCAAAAUCCGGCAAGAAAUACGUACUUUUAGAGGAUAUAAAUCCAAAAAUACUCAUUGCGCUUCGGGAUAUAGAGAGUGUGGUUUAUGUGUUUCACAGAGAAAUGCUAGAUGAAAAGGAGUACAAAAUAAUCGACUACUACACGAAUGAGCUGGUCUAUGUUGAAGGAAACACUAUCAAAAUUGUUAAUAAAAAAACUAAAAAGCAGGAAACAUACGGGGUGGAGAGAACAGUAGAUCUAUCAACUCAUAGGGUUAUCCAUAAAAUAAGUAAGACGGCAGAAGAAUUAGAAAAAAAGCAAAACGGCUCUAUUCUAUCAAAGAAACAGGCACAGAGCAAGGAGGCAUCUCUUCCGUUUCUUCGGGUGCAGAGCCAAGAAGAAGUGUAUUUCCCAGAAGAGGAGGCUGAUCUAAGCGAUGACUUAGAGCUAUCAGAGGAGGAAAUGUAA